AUGGGAGGUUCUUCACCAUGCGCGUCCUGCAAACUCUUGAGGAGUCGAUGCGCAAAGGAUUGCAUCUUCGCCCCUUAUUUCCCAUCCGAUGACCCUCACAAGUUUGCUAUCGUUCACAAAGUGUUUGGUGCCAGCAAUGUCAACAAAAUGUUACAGGAGCUGGCGGUUGAGAUGAGAGCGGAUGCUGUUAGUAGCCUAGUUUAUGAAGCAAAUGCAAGAGUGAGGGAUCCAGUAUAUGGAUGCGUGGGGAACAUAUCCUACCUUCAAAACAAAAUAUCAGAGUUGCAAAUGCAGUUAGCUUUGGCUCACACGGAGAUGCUUUGCGUUCAGAUGCAACAAGAAUCGGUUUUGGCAAUGCCAAUGCCAAUACACCAAGAUGACAGUUAUAUUAUCUUUUUUUUUUUCUAUUUAAAAGAAUAG
Hibiscus syriacus is the source of this 420-nucleotide messenger RNA. Its product is annotated as LOB domain-containing protein 12-like. NCBI's taxonomy places the organism in Eukaryota, Viridiplantae, Streptophyta, Magnoliopsida, Malvales, Malvaceae. The transcript has 2 exons. The record is from RefSeq and is a predicted model, not a curated record. Bases 1 to 420 code for a protein of 139 amino acids.